Lemur catta (Ring-tailed lemur) is the source of this 3495-nucleotide messenger RNA. It is a transcript of the gene MAP3K8, whose product is annotated as mitogen-activated protein kinase kinase kinase 8. Gene Ontology annotation, biological process: protein phosphorylation. The record is from RefSeq and is a predicted model, not a curated record. Gene Ontology annotation, molecular function: ATP binding; protein kinase activity. The transcript is spliced from 8 exons. NCBI's taxonomy places the organism in Eukaryota, Metazoa, Chordata, Mammalia, Primates, Lemuridae. The coding region runs from base 1133 to 2536 and encodes 467 amino acids.
CCUGGCUUUGAGGGCCGGGAGGAAGGGAGCGGGGUGUGGAUUGACGGAGCAGGGAGCCUUUUGAAUGAUUGAAAGUUGAUUUCAUGCUUAUAACCCGGACUCUAUUCUGUUACUAAAGGGUGAUCAUAGCAGAACACGAAUAGUGGGCUUUUGGUGUAAGAAAGAAUGCUAGGAGAAGAAAAGUUGUUUCACAGGAAUUGUUUUCCAGUGACAGUGCGACGUCAAAACUCCGAAAUGUUUCUAACUCUGGGCGGAGAAUGGAGAUUAGAAAGAAACACAGUUCGCCCAGGAAUUGCCCCAAAGUUAGCAGGGGAGGCCGCCGCUGGCUGUCUUUAAGUGAAACGUUGCAAUGCUCGUCUGUUUCACUUUUGGGAGGACAUAUUUUGGUCCAGCAUAAAAGGCUGCUGUUGAUACAACAGGGAAAGAAAUGCUAAUGUAGUUGCUUUUUACACCUGAGUAGUAUUUGCCAAGUGGAGUAGAAUCCAAUUCCAGCUGACACUGGCAACUCUCCCGAAUGAAGUGAGGUUUCUGUGCAUCACAUCUUGGAAGAUGGCUCUUAGGGACUUGGUCUUGAAGGAAAAUUGGAUAGUCGAGGCAUCCAGAGGUUUUGGAGCAGAGUGGCAAUUCUUCUGUGUGGCUGCAAUGCAUAUCAUACUUGGGCUUUCUGAGAACAAAAAUAUAUUAGAGUUGUGCCCCGAGGGGCAAUGUACUAUUUUGGCAGAAAGAUCUUUUAAAUGGGAAGUACCCAAGAUAUAAUCAUCCUUUGUUAGGCAGAAGCUGGUGCCUGUAAUAUUGGCCACUUUCACAUUGUUGCCAGAAAACACUGAAAUUUUGUUUAUGUAGAUGGGAGUAGCCAAGGGUACUAAGUUGAUGUUUAGGAAUAGGAUUUCCUUGUGAUUUUAUUACUGAUUUCUGAAAUAAAUUGCACUAAACAAUUUUGAUUAUAUUUGCACAUCUCUUCGUUUCUAAAAUUGGUGUAAUUUUCUAUUCUGCUAGGAAGUAAGAAUUUUAUGAGGAUUUUUAUUGUGAAUUGUGUUGGGGGAGAAUCAUCCUAUAAAAGUCUUUGUUGCCAAACUGGAAUACCUUCACAAGCCACACUUUUUCUCUAGACUCUGCAGAAAGCGCAACAGUGAUGGAGUACAUGAGCACUGGAAGUGACAAUAAAGAAGAAAUUGAUUUAUUAAUUAAACAUUUAAACAUGUCCGAGGUGAUAGACAUCAUGGAAAAUCUUUAUGUAAAUGAAGAGCCGGCAGUGUACAAACCUGGUCUGAUGACCAUGUGUCAAGACAGUAAUCAAAACGAGGAGCGUGCGGAAUCUGUGCUGCUUAGCGGCCAAGAGGUGCCUUGGUUGUCGUCGGUCAGAUAUGGAACUGUGGAGGAUUUGCUCGCUUUUGCAAACCACAUAUCCAACACUGCAAAGCAUUUUUAUGGACACCGACCACAAGAAUCUGGAAUUUUAUUAAAUAUGGUCAUCACUCCUCAAAACGGACGCUACCGAAUAGACUCUGAUGUUCUCCUGAUCCCGUGGAAACUGACUUACAGGAAUAUUGGCUCUGACUUCAUUCCUCGAGGGGCCUUUGGAAAAGUGUACUUAGCACAAGAUACAAAGACAAAGAAAAGGAUGGCGUGUAAACUGAUCCCAGUAGAUCAAUUCAAGCCAUCCGAUGUGGAAAUCCAGGCUUGCUUCCGGCACGAAAACAUCGCUGAGCUCUAUGGCGCGGUCCUGUGGGGCGAAACUGUCCAUCUCUUCAUGGAAGCAGGAGAGGGAGGGUCUGUUCUGGAGAAACUGGAGAGCUGUGGACCAAUGAGGGAAUUUGAAAUUAUUUGGGUGACAAAGCAUGUUCUUAAGGGACUUGAUUUUCUACACUCAAAGAAAGUGAUUCACCAUGAUAUUAAACCCAGCAACAUCGUCUUCAUGUCCACAAAAGCCGUGCUGGUGGAUUUUGGCCUAAGUGUUCAAAUGACUGAAGAUAUCUACUUUCCUAAGGACCUCCGAGGGACAGAGAUUUACAUGAGCCCAGAGGUAAUUCUGUGCAGGGGCCAUUCAACCAAAGCGGACAUCUACAGCCUGGGGGCCACGCUUAUCCACAUGCAGACCGGCACCCCGCCUUGGGUGAAGCGCUACCCUCGCUCGGCCUACCCCUCCUACCUGUACAUAAUCCACAAACAAGCGCCUCCACUGGAAGACAUUGCAGAUGACUGCAGUCCAGGCAUGAGGGAGCUGAUGGAGGCCGCCCUGGAGAGGAACCCCAACCACCGCCCGAGAGCAGCAGACCUACUAAAGCACGAAGCCCUGAACCCCCCCAGAGAGGACCAGCCACGCUGUCAGAGUCUGGACUCUGCCCUCUUUGAGCGCAAGAGGCUGCACAGUAGGAAGGAACUGGAACUUCCCGAGAACAUCGCAGAUGCUUCAUGUACCGGGAGCACUGAGGAAUCCGAGGUGCUGAAGAGACAGCGUUCUCUCUACAUAGACCUCGGGGCCCUGGCUGGCUAUUUCAACCUUGUUCGGGGUCCCCCGAUGCUCGAAUAUGGCUGAACCAUGGUGCGCUUGCUCUAAACUGGGACAGCAUUUGUCUCCUGGAAGUUGGUUCUGCUGACUCUACCUGGUGACUCUGUACAGUGAAUUAUGCCAUUUAUUAGGGGACAGGGUGGGCUCCGAUGACUCAUGAAUGUGACUCCAGGGGGCCCCUGUGUAUUUAAUUUAUGAAGUUACUCUGGUGUAGACCAGGGCUCGAGGUUCUCAAUUCUCAGGUGAUGUGACUCCAAGGAAAGAAGUUGAGAGUUCAUAGAAGGAUCAUUUCUGCUGACUGAUUCCAUUCACUGUGCAUUUUACUCAAAAUUUUAAAAAUACCAAUCACAAGGAUACUAUAUUAGCCAAAAUUACUAUUCUUGGUUCUUAUUAAAGUAUAGGAUCUUCAUUUAACUCAGAAUAGUUGUUUUGUGUAUACUGGUGAAUAUUAUAUAACUCUUUGAGCCUUUGUUGGUAGAUUCUGGUGUAAAUUGAAUUCAUUAUGUUUUGGGUGAAUGGAACAACUUGAAUAUUGUACCAAUAUGCUGGACUAGUGUCUUCAAAAUGGCUAACUGAUGAAUUAGGAGUCAUCUGACAGCAGGUCACUAGUGACAGUUUCUGUUAUGUUCCUAUGGAAACAUUUUGUACUGUACAUGCUAUGCUUAAAACAUUCAAAACGUGAUGUUUUUGAAUGUGGAUAAAACUGUGUAAACCACAUAAUUUCUGUACAUCCCAAAGGAUGAGAAUGUGACCUUUAAGAAAAAUAAAAAUUUUGUAAAUUAUUGAUGAUGCUACUUUUGUAAUUCUUAUAAUUCUAUUUUCUUUUAAGCAUUUGUAUAUUAAAAUAGCAUACUGUGUAUGUCUUAUAUCAAAUGCUUUCAUGAAUCUUUCAUAUAAAUAUAUAUUUAACAUUGUAAAAUAUGUAAGUAGUCCUGUUGAAAGUAUGUUUUUACAUUAUGCUAAUGAAACCCAACACUUUUGUCCAA